AUGGGCGCGACCGAUGGGACGAGCGCGCGCGAGGCGCGUCGAAAGGCGCGCGAGUUGGAGGAGGGUCGAAAGGCUGGGUUGAUCCCGCACGAGAUCGAUGAGGACGGGAACGCGAUCAACCCGCACAUUCCUCAAUUCAUGGCGGCGGCGCCGUGGUACCUGAAGCAAGACGGGCCGGGAUUGAAACAUCAAAAGGCGCCGAAAAAAGCCGAAGAGAGCGCGGAGUGGUACAAGAGAGGCGUGACGACGACGAAGGCGACGAAAUUUCGUAAGGGGGCGUGCGAGAAUUGCGGAGCGAUGACGCACAAGAAGAAGGAUUGCAUGGAGCGGCCGCGCGCGAGAGGCGCGAGCAAGACGCAAAAGGACAUCGCGGCGGACGAGUACGUGCAACCGGAGUUGAAGCUUGGGUUUGAGAGUAAGCGCGAUCGGUAUAACGGAUUCGAUGUGGAUGAUUACGUCAAGGUGGUGGAGCGAUACGAGGCGGCGGACGCGAUGAAGCAAAAAUUGGCCAAGCAAAAAGAGUUGGAACGCGCGUUUCGGCGGGCGAAUAAAAAGGAGGACGACGCGGCGAGCGACUCGGAUUCGGACGAUACGAGCUCCGACGACGACGACGACGACGACGCGAAGGUUGCGGAUAAGGCGGCGACGGGGUUUGCAAACAUCAAACGCGCGGUGCGCGCGCCCGGAGGGGGCGCUUCCGGCACGGUGCGUAACUUGCGUCUUCGCGAAGACACGGCGAAAUAUUUGCGCAACCUGGAUGUGGAUUCGGCGUACUACGACCCAAAGACGCGCUCGAUGCGCGAGAAUCCGACGCCGAACGCCGAUCCCAAAGACAACUUCUUCCGCGGUGAUAACGCGGCGCGAAAUGACGGGCAAGUGGUGGAGUUUGAGCGUUUGAAUCGUCACGCAUGGGAGCAGGCGGAAGCCGGCGGCGCGAGCGCCAUUCACAUGCAAGGCGCGCCGUCGCAAGCCGAGGCGCUGUACAAGCAAUUCAAAGAAAAGAAGGAAAAGCUCGCGGGAAUGAAUAAAAAGAACAUCAUGGAAAAGUACGGCGACGCGAGCGCGGGCAAAGAGCUUCCCGACGGUUUGGCGCUCGGUCAAACGGAGCAAUACGUCGAGUACGACCGCGCGGGCCGUCUCAUCAAGGGAACCGAAAAAGCCACGGUGAAGAGUUGUUACGAGGAGGAUGUCCUUUUGCAAAAUCACACCAAGGUUUGGGGCUCGUACUGGAACGCCGGUCAGUGGGGUUACGCGUGUUGUCAAAGCAUGGUGAAGAACUCGUAUUGCACGGGCGAGCGCGGCGUCGAAGCCGCGCUCGCGAGCGAGCAACUCAUGGUGGACAACAUGGAGAACAAGCGCGCGAUGGACGAGGCGAACGAAGCGCGAGCGAAGUCGCAGCUCAACGCGACGACGAAACCGAGCGAUCUGUGGGGUGGUGAUGUCAAGGAUGACGUCGAGAUCGAUCCUCAAAAGCUCCUCGAAGCCUUGAAGCGGCAAGACGAACGCGAGGAAGCGCUCAAGCGCGGCGGCGACGGGAAGAACAAGCGCGGGUACAACGUCACGCACGAUUCGCAAGUCACGGCGGAAGACAUGGAGGCGUAUAGGAUGAAAAAGCGCGCAUUCGAGGACCCGAUGAAAAAAGCGUCGGGCGCGGGGACCGAUGGUUACGAUCUAGUGUAG
Molecule: messenger RNA, 1680 nt
Organism: Ostreococcus lucimarinus CCE9901
Lineage: Eukaryota; Viridiplantae; Chlorophyta; Mamiellophyceae; Mamiellales; Bathycoccaceae
Exons: 2
Coding region: 1-1680 (559 amino acids)
Biological process (GO): mRNA splicing, via spliceosome
Cellular component (GO): spliceosomal complex
Molecular function (GO): pre-mRNA 3'-splice site binding
Source: RefSeq, a predicted model, not a curated record